This is a messenger RNA of Apis dorsata (giant honeybee), 1260 nucleotides long. RefSeq names its product heparin sulfate O-sulfotransferase-like. Bases 201 to 1232 code for a protein of 343 amino acids. The record is from RefSeq and is a predicted model, not a curated record. The transcript has 7 exons. Gene Ontology annotation, molecular function: heparan sulfate 2-sulfotransferase activity. Gene Ontology annotation, cellular component: membrane. NCBI's taxonomy places the organism in Eukaryota, Metazoa, Arthropoda, Insecta, Hymenoptera, Apidae.
UAAAAAGGAUUGAUAUUUCUAAAAUGCAUAAUACAUUUUUAUACUAUUAAAUAAGAAAGAUGAACAGUGUUUAGAAUAAAUAUUACUUGCUAAAUCUUUGAACGAAAUUUAUAAAUAUUUAUAAAUUAACAUUAGAAUUAGUGUGAAAUUCAUGAAGUGUGUGUUCUUUUAUGUAAUUAUUAAAAUUUAAUAAGGAAAAUAUGAUACACAGAAGUUUUCUACUACAAUGGAUUUUGGUAGUGAUAUUUACAAUCACUAUCAUUUAUUUAAAAAUGAAAUUAAAUUUCCUGGAGGAUCACUACAAAUUAUUGCACAAUGCCAUCACGCAAGAACAAAACAAUAUUCAAACUGGGAUAGAAGCUAGUGAACAUUCUUACAAAUCACCUUUUGAUGAUCUCAUCAUUAUCUACAACAGGGUACCAAAGACAGCAUCAACCAGCUUUGUAGGUUUGGUCUACGAUUUGUGCAAACACAACAAAUAUCAUGUUUUACAUAUCAAUGUUUCUAACAAUAUGCAUACUCUUACACUUGCUAAUCAGAUUCAAUUUGCAAAUAAUAUAACUGUUUGGAAUACAAAAAAACCAGCAUUUUAUCAUGGCCAUGUUGCAUUUUUGAAUUUUGAAAAAUUUGGUAUAAGACAAACACCUUUGUAUAUAAAUCUCUUGCGUAAACCUCUAGAUAGAUUUGUUUCGUAUUACUACUUUUUAAGAUAUGGAGAUAAUUUUAGACCACAUUUAAUUAGAAAAAAGCAUGGAGACACUAAGACUUUUGACGAGUGUAUUGAUGCAGGUCAACCAGAUUGUGAUCCUGAUAAUAUGUGGCUACAAAUACCAUUCCUAUGUGGUCAUGAUCCUGCUUGUUGGGAAAUUGGAAAUAGUUGGGCAUUAGAAGAAGCAAAGAGAAAUUUACAAAAACAUUAUCUUCUUGUAGGAGUAACAGAAGAAUUAACAGAAUUUGUAGAAAUAUUGCAAAUUGUGCUUCCACGUUUCUUUAAAGGAGCUUAUAAUUCUUUUUUGCAUAAUAAUAAAUCACAUUUACGUCAAACGACUCAAAAAAUUAAUCCGCGACCUGAAACAAUAGACAAAAUUCAAAAAUCUGUUGUUUGGAAGAUGGAAAAUGAAUUAUAUAAUUUUGCUCUGAUGCAUUUUCAUGCUGUAAAAAAACGAUUUAUAAAUGCAUCUCCUCAAGAUAUAAAUCAACGAUUUAUGUAUGAAAAAAUACGUCCAAAAUAAAGAAAAAUAUAAUUUCUUAAAAUUAAAA